CAAAAAACCCGACCAUAUAAAUUUGAGGUUUAGUAAAUAACCCCCUGAAUCUCAUCUGCCACUUAACCUCCCAGAUUGCCAGUUUGUCAAGAUCCUGCAUGGAAUUAAUUGGGCUGCCUACACCAAACUCCAAUAUAUUACUUACAUUGCCAUCUUCUAAGUCCAUUAAGGACACAUUUAUAUCACUGUUCUUUUUUUUUUUUAAUUUCAGCCAGACUAGCGCCUGGGGACACAUAGCACUGUUAUGAGCGGUAAGCUCGGCAGUGCCCGACCAUGGGAAAGGCCUCAUAGCAAGCAGCUCUAUUUCAAUUGUUAUUUUUGGGUUUGCGUUGGACUUUGAGGGGCCUAACAGUAGCCGAGGUCAUUUGUAAUGAGUAAUUUGCUUGAUUCCAUCAGGAGAACAAUAAAUGUUUCCCAGCUAGGAGAUGUUACUGAAAUAGCAUUGUGUUCAUUGCACAUGUGCUCCCCCCACAUUAAUCACAUAGCAUUUGGUGCUACCCACAGCAUAUCCUAGAGGAUUAUAAAAGGAAUAUACUCAGCUGGGAUCAAAUAUUCUUGGUUCCAGUGCUUUGGCGAGGCUGCUGAGUCUUAUCUGCUAUCCCCGGUGAUUGACAGCUUGUGCAGGGGGAAGCCUAGGUAUAGAUAUAUAUAAAGCAGGGACUUCGACCAUCCCCAGUACAGCGUCCCCCUCACUCCUCAAGCUCCAGCCUCGCCAUGGAGAACAAACGCGUGUUUUUCGAUAUAUCUGCAAAUGAUAUUCCUCUUGGUCGGAUAGUGAUGGAGCUCCGGUUUGAUGUGGUGCCCAAGACUGCAGAGAACUUCCUUAAGCUUUGCACAGGGGAGUGUGGCUAUGGCUACAAAGGCUGCACUUUCCACCGCAUCAUCCCCAGCUUCAUGUGCCAGGGAGGUGACUUCACAAAUCACAAUGGUACUGGGGGCAAGUCCAUCUAUGAUGGCAAAUUUGAGGAUGAAAACUUUAUUCUGAAACACAAUACCCCUGGUGUUCUCUCUAUGGCCAAUGCCGGGCCAAACUGCAAUGGCUCCCAGUUCUUCAUCUCAACCAUCAAAGCUGAAUGGCUGAAUGGAAAGCACGUGGUGUUUGGUCAUGUAGUUGAGGGGAUGGAAGUUGUCAAGAAGAUGGAAAGUUAUGGAUCAAACAGUGGGAAAACCAGCAAGAAGAUACUUAUCUCUGACUGUGGGAUCCUUCAAGAUUCACCCUCUGUAUGACCCUGUUUAAAGACACAACCCAUGCUGGUUUGGACUUUUGACAGAUACUACGACGUGCAACUACACAUGUGUGACAGUAACGCUUGACCAGAUUCCUGAAGCUGGGUGCCCUCCUGUACUACUUCUAUCCACCAAUAGUAAUAUCCUUCUCCUCUGUCCCACCCAUUGCUUGACAUAUUGGGGCAAAUUCACUAAGAUUCGUAGUCCGCUUCGCUGCACUUUGCCAGGCGUAUUUUCGCCAGCGCUACGCAAAUUCACUAAAAUCCGAA
Xenopus laevis (African clawed frog) is the source of this 1496-nucleotide messenger RNA. Its product is annotated as peptidyl-prolyl cis-trans isomerase. The record is from RefSeq and is a predicted model, not a curated record. The transcript is spliced from 5 exons. Lineage: Eukaryota; Metazoa; Chordata; Amphibia; Anura; Pipidae. The coding region runs from base 715 to 1227 and encodes 170 amino acids.